AUGAGAAGACGUUUCACUAGUCAAAAGAACACUAACGCAAAAGCAGAGAUUACGGUUGGUUAUAACGUAAAUGAUGAUAAAUCACGAAUUAUUCAAAAUGUUAAAGUUAAUGUUAGCCCCGAAUUAACAAGGUCAGCAACUCAACCAAAUUUAUUAACUCGUGACUUACCGAAGAAUGAGGAGAAUGAAGAAAACCAUGAGAAUGGAGACCCAAUCAUUUUAUCUGAACCCGGUAAAGAACCCGUUGAAAUUCCCACUUAUCCAACAUACCCCCCACCUCUUUCAUCAAACAUCGAGAACCCAUAUAAAAUAGACAUUAAUUCAGAAUUAAUGAAAAUUUACCGUGAUAUAAUAAUUAAUAAUUAU
Trichomonas vaginalis G3 is the source of this 366-nucleotide messenger RNA. RefSeq lists its product as uncharacterized. The annotation marks the transcript as partial. The transcript has a single exon. The record is from RefSeq and is a predicted model, not a curated record. NCBI's taxonomy places the organism in Eukaryota, Parabasalia, Trichomonadida, Trichomonadidae.